AUGACAGAAUGGAUUGCCGAUGCCGUUCAGGCCACUGAACUCCUUCAAGCAAUGUAUUUUGAUGAGUUUAGUUUUACAACCGAAUCUGACAACAAAUUAUUUGAGUAUCUCCGAGACAAAGAAACUCUUCCAGCACACAGUUCUGCUGACAAGCUUGAAUGGGAUAUUAUCGUACCUGUGCUGUCAAGUCCUAAUGUGAUCCAACUAGUUGUUCACAUUAGUAUUUCUCUUACAAGUUCAGCAAUAAAUCUCACAAUUCCUUCACUGUCAAAUCCCUGGCUUAAUCGCGAUACUCAGGAACGUCUAAGCCGUGAAGCACAAACCGCUAUUCAGCAACAUACCACCGACCCAGAUCUUGUUGAUCGUGCCUCUUGUCUAAUAGAGGUCUUGCAGCACACCAGAGAUGCUGCUGAACCCCUUGCGCUUGCACAUAUUCAAGAACUUGAUAAUUGUAAGGUUCAGGCAGAACAAGGACCAGUGAUGUUUGUACGAGAAUGGAUUUGGUUUCCAAUGAUAUACACCCGUGAAAAGAGAGGACAUAUUAUUAAAUGGGCACCGAAAUACGGAAUUACAGGGUUUUUGUGUCCUGGCAAACCCGGGGCCUUGUGCUUAGAAGGCACAGGAGAGAAUGUCACAGCUUUUAUUAACGACAUUAAGACUCUAUCCUGGGCAGACAUUCCAGCAUCACAUCGUAAGAUGACAUCUAGAUGGCAACAGAAAGUUACAUGCGAGCCAAAGGAUGAACUUGAAAAGCAGCGCUUGUUCAAGGAUAUGACUGAGGUUACAUUUGAACUUCACGGAGCAUUUGGAAAUCACAAUAAUUUGAAUAUGCUUUCCGAUUGGAUGAAGUCAAAAGGUUGCGGCGAUGCAUUCUACCAUCUGUUUGAGUAUGAAGAAUAA
Molecule: messenger RNA, 900 nt
Organism: Phycomyces blakesleeanus NRRL 1555(-)
Lineage: Eukaryota; Fungi; Mucoromycota; Mucoromycetes; Mucorales; Phycomycetaceae
Exons: 3
Coding region: 1-900 (299 amino acids)
Source: RefSeq, a predicted model, not a curated record